This is a messenger RNA of Gadus morhua (Atlantic cod), 2886 nucleotides long. RefSeq lists its product as uncharacterized. Bases 552 to 2732 code for a protein of 726 amino acids. Gene Ontology annotation, molecular function: guanyl-nucleotide exchange factor activity. The transcript is spliced from 15 exons. Lineage: Eukaryota; Metazoa; Chordata; Actinopteri; Gadiformes; Gadidae. The record is from RefSeq and is a predicted model, not a curated record.
AAAGGUACCUGGUCAUAAAAAAUGCUUUAAUUGAAUUGAUUAUGAUGGACAGACAUUAAUAAACAAUAACAAGAAAAGUGUAAAACGUUUUCUAUUUUAAAUCUAUUUCAAAGUGGGUAGGUGAAUGUCCUCCUUAUAUACAGGCCAUGUAUUCAACCUCGGAACAGGGCAUACAGUAACGCACUGUCAAGUCAUCCUGGGGUUUAAAGAGUCGGAGACGCACUGGCCGCGUGGAGUUCGGCUCCGCUGGGUCCGCGCGCACCACUCGCUGUCUCCGCGCGCCACCGCGCCCUGUGUCCACGCGCACCACGCUCUGUGUCCCUAUCACCCCUCGCGCCGCAGACCCGUUUAAAACAUGAGUGGAAAAGUAGUUUUCUUCCUCGAGAGGCGGAUGGCGGAUCUGGGAUUAUGGCAGGCGACGACGUCUCACGUCACUCAGGAACCGCUCCAUUAAGAGCUGUUGGCUCCUCGCGCCCCGACCUCCCGUGGGGCUGGGCUCCUUGGCUCGCGAGUGACUUCCGUUCUGCUGGCAGGGGACACGCAGGAGAGUGAUGAAGCCCCAGGAGGGAGAGCUGGUGGCGGAGAUCUCCAAGCUCCAGCUCAUGGUCUCGGAGCUGAAGAGCGGCUUCUCCAGCGCCCUGCUGGAGCUCAGCCAGAUCCAACAUGGCGACUCGUACCUCCGGGAGGAGAUGGAGGAGAACCGCCAGAGCUGCCAGAAGAAGGCGCGGCGCCUGGAGACGCUGGUGGAGACGCUGAGGGAGGAGCUCGGCUCGUUGCAGUGUCAGAUCCUACAGCUGGACGUCAACAACCGAAUGAGGGCCCAGCAGGCAGACAGGGGCACCACCACCACUACCCAGAAGGAGAGUGAGCCAGGGGAAGCGGCCAGGGGAAGGACGCAGUGUGAGGGAUGUUCUGGACAACCGCCACCCUCGUCUUCCUCCCCCAGAGGAAGGCUCCUGCUCCACUCCUACCUGCAGGGCCUCCGGGCGGGUCUGUCGGGGGAGACGGACGCGCGCCAACAGGUGGUGAUGCAGCUGCUCCACUCGGAGUGGGAGUACGUCUCCACCCUGAACCAUCUCUACGACAAGUACAAGAACAGCUCUCAGAUGAGCAGGGAGCCCUAUCAGUCCUACCUGCAGUUCGUGGACCAGAUGCUGCAGCGCCACCUGGUGUUCAGGAACACCCUGCAGGAGCGCUUGUCCGCCGACCACUGGAAGUCUUUAGUGGGAGACCUGCUGGUGCAGCUCAUUGGCCACAACAACACGGCCUUCAUGGACGUGUACAUCGGAUACACCACCAGCCUGGCUCGCUUCCUGUCCCUGGAGCUCCACCGGGGAGACAGGACGCAGAAGAAGACGAGAGAUCAGACGGAGCGGGAGGAGGGUAAGCUGCUGUCCCUGCUGCUCGCACCUGUCUCCCGUAUCCACGGUUACCUGGGACACAUUCAGAAUCUGCUGCAGUGGACCAGCCGAGACCACCCGGACUGCAGCCUACUGCUGGGCUCCGAGAAGGUCCUGAGGGAGACGCUGUCCCGCUGCCACAGCAUCCUGGAGCAGGACGUCCAAUGGGAAGAGGACGCUCAUCCGACCAAUCAGAGCGGGAAAUGCUCUGGCGGCCCUCCCGCGUGCGUGUCAUCUGCUAGCUGCUGUGCGCGGAGUCAGCAGUGCCAGGGCCCAGCAGGGCCAGCGGGGCCCCCAGCCAGAGACCUGAGAGACGAGCAGGCUCCGCCUCAGGCCGCGGGCGUCGCCAUGCGGUGUCCCAGCAUGCACCUGGAGUGCUGGUCCUGCAGCCCCGUGAGCCGGAAGCGGGACCGGCUGGCCCAGGGGGGCCCCCCCACCCUGGGGGGCCCCUCCACCCGGGACCGCGGCAUCACCAGCUGCUUCGCCCCCCCCCUCCUGUCCCCCCGGCCCCCCGGCGGCCUGCGGCCCCCCGACACCCCCCCCACCGUCUGGGAGACCAGCGACUCGGGCCAGGGGACGUCCAGCCAGCCAACGGGCCGGGGGGGCCCCGACGACGCGGAGGACGGGGAGACGGACCAGGACGACACCUCCGCCUUCGACUACUCCUCCGUCACCUCGGGGAGCCCCGACGGGACGCUGCGCACGGGCCCCGGGGACAGCCACACCGGGGGGGACGAUGAGGAGGAGGAGGAGGAGGAAGAGGAGGAGGAAGAGUGGGGGGAGGAGGACAGCCAGGUGCCGGUGCUCCUCCGGCCGGGCUGCCAGCGGAGGAGGAGGGAGGCGGGCCGGGAGCGCACCGUGUGUCUGAGGUGGCAGAUCCCCCGCCUCACCCCCCUCCCGCCCGACGGGGGGGCCGCGGCGGGGCCGGGGCCGGGGCCGUGCGCGGAGGGGCCCUGCCUGGUGGGGUCCUACGGCAAGCGGCUGGUGAGCAUCAGGAAGGGCUCGCCGCCGCUGCACCCCAAGAGCGCCUUCCGGCCCAUCUGGGACGACCCGUCCAAGCAGGUCCUGACGCAGGCGGACCCGGGUCCAGACAGGGACCCCAGGACGGUCUUCGUCCCCGUCCCGGGUCCAGAGAGAGACCCCAGGCAGGUCUUCGUCCCUGUACCGGGUCAGGCCCGCCACACCUUCCAGAAGUUCAGUCAGAAGAGAGAGGACAUGAGACAGGCGGGGGCGCUGCAGCAGCUGGGCAGCGGCCAUGUUGGAGCCACCCAGGGCCACGGGGGACUAUGGGACGACAGUGAGGACAGCGAGGGCCCCUGCAGCACAGUCUAGGGGCCCCAAUGGAACCUGAAAGGGGGGUUAUUCUGAAAUGUUUGGGCGCCGACAUUGAGUUAAUUUCGUUUGCAUGCUGGGAUGAGUUUACCUGCAAGUUUAAUCUAGAUUACAUUUGUUUACGUGCGGACAAUAAAAAUACUUUUUAGACCAA